ACUCACUUCCUUUAUUAUCAUAUCUCUCUCUCUCUCCACACCCUUUGGUUCCUGACCUGUCCAUUUUCUUCUGCAACUUUUGUCACUUCCUCCAUUACCACCCUCUCUCCUUUGCCUUGUGGAGAAAACAGACACUACCCAUUCAAGUGUUUCAGAAACAAGUAAAGUAAAAAACAGCCUUUGGUUUAAACACAACAAGAAUUUGAGUUUAAAGAGAGACCAAAAAGAAAAGGACUUCAAUCCUCAACCUCAUUUUCAUCUUUGAAUUGAAAAUGGGGUGUUCAGUUCCUUCAUUACUUCUUCAUCUCUUCUCCCUCGUAAUGUUUUUGGUUUUCAACCCACCAUGUGUUUGUGGAAAUGUCGAAGAUGAUGAGCUUAAAUCACUGUUGGACUUGAAGGCUGCUUUGGAUCCGGACAACACCUAUCUCUCAUCUUGGACCAUGAAUGGCAACCCUUGUGGUGGUGGUUCCUUUGAAGGUGUUGCUUGCAAUGAUCAAGGUCAAGUUGCAAAUAUUUCUCUGCAAGGGAAAGGUCUCUCUGGGAAGCUUGCAUCUUCCAUUGCUGGACUUAAGCACCUUACAGGACUCUACUUGCAUUAUAACUCAUUAUCUGGCGACAUACCUAAGGAGAUUGCAAACUUGACUCAGCUCAGUGAUUUGUAUCUGAAUGUCAAUCAUCUUUCUGGGGAAAUCCCUUCUGAGAUCGGCAAGAUGGAGAACCUCCAAGUUUUGCAGCUUUGUUACAAUCAGUUGACAGGAAGCAUACCUACACAGCUUGGUGAUUUGAAAAAGCUUAGUGUUCUUGCUUUGCAAUCGAACGAGUUAACAGGUGCAAUCCCUGCUAGUCUAGGUGAUUUGGGAAUGUUGAUGAGACUAGAUUUGAGCUCUAAUAAGCUCUUUGGUUCCAUUCCCUCUAGACUAGCUGAUGUUACUUCACUGCAAGUUCUGGAUGUUCACAACAAUACGCUCUCUGGGAAUGUACCUCCUGCUCUUAAGAGACUGGAAUAUGGAUUUAUGUAUGAAUCAAAUGCGGGGUUAUGUGGAGUUGGGUUUUCAUCCUUGAGAGCUUGCAAUGAUUCGGAUCAUGUCAACCCCAAUAGACCUGAACCCUAUGGGGCAGGAGUUAAUGGUCUAUCUAGAGAUAUCCCAGAAACUGCAAAUGUAAAGUUGCCUUGCAAUGGAACUCGGUGCCAAAGUUCAUCAAAAUCCAAGCACACAUCUGUUACGGUUGGCAUAGUUCUGGUUAUGAUUGCAGUAUCAGCAAUUGGACUUCUGACCUUUACAUUGUACCGUCGACGGAAACAAAAGCUUGGAAAUGCUUUUGAUAUCUCCGAGAGCCGCCUAAGUACUGAUCAAACCAAGGGUAUAUAUAGGAAAAACGGUUCUCCUCUAGUGAGCCUUGAGUAUGCCAAUGGAUGGGACCCUUUAGCUGAUAGCAGGAAUUUCAAUGGAGAUAGCCAAGAUAUGUUCCAGAGUUUCAGGUUCAACUUGGAAGAAGUAGAGUCGGCGACUCAGUAUUUCUCAGAUAUGAAUUUAUUAGGUAAGAGCAACUUCAGUGCAACAUAUAAAGGAGUUUUGAGAGACGGGUCUGUUGUUGCUGUUAAGAGCAUCAGUAAAACUAGCUGCAAAUCAGAUGAAGCUGAAUUUUUGAAGGGCCUGAACACUUUGACCUCACUGAGGAAUGAGAAUUUAGUGAGGUUGAGAGGAUUUUGCUGUUCAAGGGGACGAGGUGAAUGCUUCCUUGUCUAUGAUUUUGUGCCUAAUGGAAAUCUGACGCGCUACCUAGAUGUGAAGGAGGGUAACGGAGAAAUCCUGGAAUGGUCAACUAGAGUUUCUAUUGUGAAAGGCAUUGCCAAAGGUAUAGCAUAUCUACAUGCAUACAAGGCAAACAAACCGGCUCUUGUUCACCAAAACAUCUCUGCGGAGAAAGUACUCGUCGAUCAGCGAUACAACCCGCUGCUUUCAGAUUCCGGCCUGUACAAGCUUCUCACUAAUGAUAUCGUUUUCUCUGCAUUAAAGGCCAGUGCUGCCAAGGGUUAUUUGGCUCCUGAGUACACAACUACAGGCAAAUUUACAGAGAAAAGCGAUGUGUAUGCUUUCGGGGUGCUUCUUUUCCAGAUCCUCACAGGGAAGCAGAAGAUAACUUGCUCGUUACGCCUUGCCGUGGAAUCCUUCAAGUUCGAAGAAUUCAUCGACCCGAAUUUGCAUGGCAGAUUCUUUGAAUACGAGGCUGCUAAACUCGCAAAGAUGGCUUUGCUUUGCUCCCACGAGUCUCCCUUCGAGAGGCCAACAAUGGAAGCCAUUGUUCAAGAACUCAGCAACUGUAGUAGCUGUCUCUGAUCACAGUAACCAAGCCGUUUUGAUUAUCAUACAAUCAAGAUAUAGCUACUCAUGGUAGUGACAUUGAUUCUGUGUCCUUAACUAAGGACUACCUUGUUCUGUGAAUGUCUAGGACAGUAGAUUGUAGUUUGUAGCCUGUUAUUAAGAAUUUCUUGAAUUUCUUUUCUCUAAUCAUAUGCUAUUUUGUCCAA
Arachis stenosperma is the source of this 2530-nucleotide messenger RNA. RefSeq names its product LRR receptor-like serine/threonine-protein kinase GSO1. The coding region runs from base 273 to 2339 and encodes 688 amino acids. Gene Ontology annotation, biological process: protein phosphorylation. Lineage: Eukaryota; Viridiplantae; Streptophyta; Magnoliopsida; Fabales; Fabaceae. The record is from RefSeq and is a predicted model, not a curated record. The transcript has 4 exons. Gene Ontology annotation, molecular function: receptor serine/threonine kinase binding; ATP binding; protein kinase activity.